UGAUUGAUUGUGAGGAUCUUGCCAUCUUCAACUCUGUUCUUCUUCCUUCUUCUUCCCUUUCCCUGCUGGUACUUGUACAUAGAUCAAAGGAAUCAUCAAAGCAAGCAGCAGCAACCGCCAUGCUCAUGCCAUGCUUCUUGCAGCCAAAUGGAUCAAGAUUCUCUCUUGUCCUUCAAGCUUGCCAUUUCCAGCCCAUCUCCUUUGAAUUGGUCAUCUGCAGUUGACUGCUGCUUCUGGGAAGGCAUUGCCUGUGAUGCUAAUGAUCAGGUGACCCGUCUAUGGCUGCCUUUAAGAGGCCUUCAGGGAACAAUUUCGCCAGCCAUCAGAGACCUCACCGGUCUAUCUCAGCUCAAUCUCUCACACAACUGGCUCUCUGGUUCAAUCCCAAAUGGAUUCUUUUCCUCCUCCAAUCAACUUCAGAUCAUUGACUUGAGCUAUAACCGUCUGUCUGGACAACUAGCGUCAUCUGAUAGCCUGCCUGCUGCUGUCAAGACAGUGAAUUUGUCAGGCAACCACUUGACUGGAACAGUACGCUCUUCCUUUCUCCAGUCGGCUUGGAAUUUGACAGCUUUUAACCUCAGCAACAACAGCUUCAUCGGCCCAAUUCCUGAUUCCAUUUGUGCCAAUUCACCAUCUGUCAAGAUCCUGGAUUUUUCACUCAAUGACUUCUACGGCCUGAUUCCCCAAGGAUUUGGAUUGUGUUCCAAACUGGAGGUCUUGCGUGCAGGUUUCAACAAUCUAUCAGGGUCGCUCCCCACUGACAUCUAUGAUGCCGUGGCUCUCCAAGAAAUCUCUUUUCCCGGCAAUACCCUCACCGGUCCCAUUGAUGAUAGAAUCAUUAACCUCACCAACCUCAGAAUUAUCAAAAUCUUUGGUAACAGAUUGAACGGCUUGAUUCCUCAGCAUAUUGGGAAGCUGAGGAUGUUAGAAGAGCUGCAGCUGCACGUUAACAACCUGAUUGGCACUCUACCCCCAUCUCUGGUCGACUGCACCAAACUCAAGGUACUGAAUUUAAGGGUGAAUUACUUCAGAGGUGAACUCUCCUCCCUUAACUUUUCGACGCUCUCUCAACUUAUUUCGCUGGACCUUGGGGACAACAACUUCACCGGCGGCCUGCCAGUAAGCCUUUUCUCAUGUAAAUCCUUGACCGCAGUUCGACUGGCCAACAACCAGCUGCAGGGUCAAAUUCCGCCUGCCAUUGUCGAGUUACAAUCACUUUCCUUCCUCUCGCUGUCUCUGAAUAACCUGACUAAUUUCACUGGAGCAAUCAAGAUUCUCAUGGGUUGCAAGAAUCUAAGCACCAUGGUCCUAACAAGGAAUUUCUAUAAUGAAGCAAUGCCAGAUGAUGAGAGCAUAGUGGAUUCAGAAGGAUUCAAGAAUCUUCAGGUUCUGGGUCUGGGUGGUUGCCUAUUCACUGGUCAGAUUCCAACCUGGCUGGCUAAGCUCCAGAACUUAGAGGUAGUAGACCUGUCGUACAAUCAAUUCACAGGCUCAAUUCCAGGUUGGUUGGGGACUCUUCCUAACCUCUUCUACUUAGACUUGACAAGUAACCUCCUUGGGGGAGGCUUCCCCAAGGCACUUACUCAACUGCCAAGACUAGCAUCAGAACAGAGUUCUGAUCAAGUAGACAAGAGUUAUCUGGAGUUGCCAGUCUUUGUUCGACCCAACAACGUGUCUUACCUGCAAUACAAUCAGCUAGCCAGCCUGCCACCAGCAAUAUACUUGAGAAACAAUACCCUCGGUGGUGAUAUUCCCGUUGAGAUUGGCCAAUUGAAGUUUAUUCAUGUGCUGGAUCUCAGCAUAAACAGAUUCUAUGGCAACAUACCAGACCAAAUUUCUAAUAUGACUAAUUUGGAAAAGCUUGACCUCUCUGGCAAUAAUCUCUCUGGUGGAAUUCCAGCAUCCCUAAAGAGUCUCCAUUUCUUGUCUUCAUUCAGUGUUGCAUACAACAAUCUUCAAGGACCAAUACCAGUGGGAGGUCAGUUCGAUACUUUUCCAAACACCAGUUUUGCGGGCAAUCCAGGGUUGUGCGGUUCAGUUUUGCACCAGCCUUGCUCUUCUCAGCCAGAUACCACGCACCCUUCUGCUGCACCUAAUAAAAGCCCCAAAAAGAAAAUCAUCAUCGGACUCAUCCUUGGCAUUUGUAUUGGCAUUUGCUGUACUUUCACCGCCUUAUCAUUUUGGAUAUUCUCCAAGAGGAGGAUUCUUCCAAGAGGUGACCCUGGCACGAUCGAUCCAGAUACAAUUUCCUUCAAUUCUGGGGUGUCUACUGAAGCCGGCAAGGAUGCCAGUGCCGUAAUGAUCUUUCCAAACAAUACGGAAGAGAUCAAGAAUAUCACAAUAGCUGAGGUUCUGAAAGCCACCGACAAUUUCAAUCAAGCCAACAUUAUUGGUUGUGGGGGUUUUGGAUUGGUCUAUAAAGCAACUUUAGCAAACGGUUCCAAGUUGGCUAUUAAGAAACUGUCAGGUGAGAUGGGUUUGAUGGAAAGGGAAUUCAAAGCAGAGGUAGAAGCUCUAUCAACAGCCCAUCACAAGAACUUAGUUUCCCUGCAAGGUUACUGUGUGCACGAUGGCUCUAGGUUAUUGAUAUAUUCCUACAUGGAGAAUGGAAGUCUUGAUUACUGGUUGCAUGAGAAGGCUGACGGUGCAGCACAGCUUGAUUGGCCAACUCGAUUGAAGAUUGCCCAGGGAGCAGGCUAUGGGCUGGCUUACAUGCACCAGAUCUGUGAACCACAUAUAGUGCAUCGUGAUAUCAAGUCCAGCAACAUCCUCCUCGAUGACAAGUUUGAAGCACAUGUUGCGGAUUUUGGAUUGUCCCGAUUGAUCCUUCCUUAUCAUACUCAUGUUACCACUGAACUAGUUGGCACACUGGGUUACAUCCCCCCAGAGUAUGGCCAGGCUUGGAUAGCCACUUUGAGAGGAGAUAUAUACAGUUUUGGGGUAGUCAUGCUUGAGCUACUGACUGGGAAGAGACCUAUGGAAGUAUUCAGGCCAAAGGUGUCAAGGGAACUGGUUGUGUGGGUGCAGCAAAUGAGGAGCGAAGGAAAACCAGAAGAAGUCUUUGAUCCUCUGCUCAGAGGCAAGGGGUUUGAAGAAGAGAUGCUGCAGGUGCUUGAUGUGGCCUGCAUGUGUGUAAACAGGAAUCCUCUGAAAAGGCCAACAAUUACCGAAGUGGUCGAUUGGCUCCAGAAUGUAGGAGCCAACAGGCAGCCACCAAAAUGGUAAAAUAACAAUAACAAAAUUACAUACUUCACAGAAUUUGAGCAUAUUCUUAUCACAGAUUCCAGUGUAACUAUACUUGUAAAACUAGUUGGCUGUGGAGGUGAUCAAUUUUUCGUUAAGAAAUCUUAUGGAAAUACAUGACCCACAAAACACGUUCCACAA
Diospyros lotus (date-plum) is the source of this 3384-nucleotide messenger RNA. Its product is annotated as tyrosine-sulfated glycopeptide receptor 1-like. Gene Ontology annotation, cellular component: plasma membrane. The transcript has 3 exons. The record is from RefSeq and is a predicted model, not a curated record. Gene Ontology annotation, biological process: protein phosphorylation; hormone-mediated signaling pathway. NCBI's taxonomy places the organism in Eukaryota, Viridiplantae, Streptophyta, Magnoliopsida, Ericales, Ebenaceae. Gene Ontology annotation, molecular function: protein binding; ATP binding; protein kinase activity. The coding region runs from base 148 to 3225 and encodes 1025 amino acids.